UCUUUUGAGGCUCAGCUUGACAACUUCAAAGGUAAUUUGGAAGGAAAUAGGUGCCUGUACAUCACAGAGUUCUCUCCUAAAAUUCUUCUUAUGCGAAUUGCGAAACUUUUAUUGCACAUGUGGAGUUGGCUAAUUAGUUUUCACAUAUAUAAUGUUCAUGGGAAGCUUAACAGCCUUCCUUUUGACCUGUUGGUCGUGCCUCACGGCGCCCCGUGGCUAGCUUUUAAGUGCAUAGUGUUAUGGACAGGCCUGCUAGACUUUGCAGAGCCAACUCACAAGUGUGUCUGUGCCUGUGUCAGAGAUCUUCAAUCCUCUGUCAGAAGGAAAAAAGGAGACUCAAGUGCAGAAGCCAGCUUAACCAGAGGAGCCCAAAAGUUAGUCCUGGUCUUAACUCUUAAAAUAAAUGGAUGAAGAGAUUGGUGAAUCAGUAUUCCAAGAUUCAGAUUUGGACACUACAUAUGUGAUUAGUUACUAAGGGGAGCCAAUUUAGUGUGCAUUUUAAUUUCGCAAAAGAAUAUAUGAAAGUCAUGCAGACAACAUUAACUUUGAAACUUGACUGGAAUCCUUCGACCGUCACCCUGAGUGCUUUAACAAUGGAUUUGAAGGAGCAUUUAGGUGCCUGAUUAGAUCGAGGGGCUCUCUCCUUCAUUUCCCUGCAUACUUUAAUAUAAGAUAUCCCAGAGAGAAUGUGAAACUCAUGCUUUUGACUUACAAAAGUUUGUAAAAUAUGUAAAACCUCCCUCUCUUUGCCCUGAAGGGUGAGUUGUAGAGGACAACAAUUAUUCAGUCAAUAAUUUGAUAAACAUUAAACAAGCACAGCAAAUCCAGCCAUACAUGCAUGCACAAAAUUAAAUAUUUCAAUUUUCCAAUACACUCAUGCAUCCAUUAUUUAUUUAAUUAAAAAUUGCUAGCCACCUACUGCUGAACUAAUUAAAAGGAUAGAAAUCAUAACCAUAUCUUGGAAAUCUUUGAGAAGAACUUCUUAGCUGUAAUCUUCCGAAUGGAGCCAAAGAAAAUAAAAGGGUAUCGUUGCACUGGCAUGUAUUAAUUAGCUCUGCCUAUAUGAUUUUUUAUCUUCAAAUCUUUCAUACUGUAAGUAAGUUUUGUUUCUAAGUUUAGGUAAUAAUUCCGAUUUCAUUGUUUAGUUCUUCACAAAAAUUGCAGAGUAAAAAGAAAAAGCUAAAGCAUGAGAAUAGAUCAAUAUUCCACAGAUAUUAAAACUCACCAACUAUAUCAGAAACUGAGUCAUGGGUAAUAUCAGGAAAGAAGCCCUCUCCUGCUAUUUAAUGAUGUAUUACUUUAUUAUUUCACCUUGCCCACCAUAUAAUAAACAUUUUAAACAAUAAGAUUAUACAGCUCAUAUGUGCUCUCUACAGUUGAUAAAUAAGCUACUCAUGGAAACCACCCAUUAUUUUAAUCAAGUACAUUAGGCCUUUCUAAAUUUCUCAGAAUUAUUAGGAACAUUACAUGUAGUUGAGAAGCUAAUCGAGAUAUGAUUCCAACCCCUUGCCAAACAAAUCCAAAAGAAAACUUCCAUACAUGUACAUGUUCCAUAAAAUAAACUUCAGUCGUGCAUUAUGAAUUUUAUAUUUAAUAUACUAGCCCCUUUGAAACUCUUGACACCUUAAAAUAAUCCCAUUACUAUGUAAUUAUUUUUAUCACAAUCAUCUAAUUAUUUUGUGUUAUAGUAGUUGAUGGAUUUAAGCUUUUAUGGAGGAGACAACCUUUCCUGGAUACAUAUUACAUGACAAACACUAACUAAACUGAAGAAAUAAAGCAAUCCAGCCGUGCAAUCACAUGCUUAUUUAAUUAGGCCACUGUUCAUCUCGUCACUCUUACUAUGGUUGUCUACCUAUAAAUACCAACACUCGAGUUUCAAUGCCAACACAAGUUUUAAAACUCCCCUCACCAGAGAGAAAAUCAUAAGAAAUGACUGCUCUUUCUUCAAAACCUAAUCACAUUCGGUCAGUCAGUUUUCCUGGCAGAUCACACCCAACCACCCAGAGAGUUGAAGAGGAGCUAAACAAGCUCAAAUCUUUAGAAGUAUCAGUUGCACCAGCAGCUGUGAGCAAUGGUCUACUUGGUUUGGAGAAAUCAUACAAGUGCAUUGAUGAUCUUUUCAACUUACCUCAAACCCUUCAAGCCCUCUCCCAGAAUCUACAUGCAAAAUGGCUUGACGAUUUAUUGGAUAAAUCAGUGAGGCUUCUUGACCUUUGUGGCACAAUAAGAGAACUUGUCUCACAAUGUAAAGAAAAUGUAAGAGAUCUUCAAUCCUCCCUCAGAAGGAGAAAAGGAGAUUCAACUACAGAUGACAGCAUUGAAAGAUUUACCGCUUUCAUCAAGAAGAUCAAGAGGGAUGCCAAAAGAUUAGUCUCCACUUUGAAGCAAAUGGAUCGAGUGACUGCAGUAUCGGUCUUGCUAGAUGCAGAUCAAGAUGCAUUACCUGCGAUAAGAGCAAUAAAAGAAGCUAAUGCAGCAUGUCUUUCAACUUUCCAAAUGCUCUUGUCCUUCUUGUGUGUGCCACUUUUGAAGCCUAAGCCAUCUAAAUGGUCACUGCUUCCAAGAUUGGUAAACAAAGAAAGAAUAGUUCCACUAGUCCUAGAAGAAAACAUGAGCUUAGAUACCAAGCUUGAUAACUUUGAGGCUUAUCUUGUCAGCUUCGAAGAUGGAUUGGAAGCAACAUUUAGAUGCCUGAUUAGAUGUAGAAGCUCACUACUAAAUGUUUUCUCCUGUUAAUGUGGCAGUUGAUAUUCCAUAUACGUUAAAUUGUAUAUACACAGUUUUGUAGUUAUGUGACAAUCUUCAGGUGAUUGAGUAUACAUCAAUUUCGUGUCGUUUUAUCUAUUUAUAUCUAUGUAGUAGUACAUAUGGAGUGUGCAUGAAUACUGCCAUAAACUGUGUUAGUAGGACUAUAAUUCAAAUACCUGAAUAAGAGUCCAAUUUAACAUGUUAUGUGUAGAGUUUUAGCAUACAGGAAGAGUUUCUGCAGUAUUUGUCAAAAUCUGAUGUCAGGUUAAGUUUUAUCCCCAAAAUAGUUUUAACCUGCAGUGCACAAAUCAACUCAAGUCUCAUAACAAAUGCACUGCCAGGAUGAUAAAAUCGGAGAUAUUACUCUACCUAUGAUACUAGAUAUGUUAUGGAACAGAGAAAAUACUCCCUCCCUUUCAAUUUGUUUGUCUGGUUUUGACUUGGCAGUGAGUUUAAGAGUAUUGCCCAAGAGUCCAAGACUAUAGGGAUACAACAUUUGUUCUCUCAACCGAUGUGGAACAAUUAACAAUUCCUCACAAGCUAAUGGCUGGACAUCUAACACAUACAGGGGUCCAACGUUGUUAACAGAUCGAGCUGGACAUCUAACAUGACAUGAGCCGCCAAUAUCGGAAAACAGAAGAAUGGAGAUAAGGUCUUGUGUCUGAUACUAUGUUAAGAAAAUGGACCUCAACCUAGAAAGCUAACUCGUGAGAUAAGGAUAGCCAAAGACCAUUAAGUAGACAACAAGCUCAAUCUCUGAACCAAUGUGGGAUAAGGCGCAAUUUUGAUGUUCAUAAGACGCGUUCCUAUAAAUGAAGCAUCUAGAAUAUGCAACAUCCGAACAGAAAAAAAAAUCAAAUUAAUAGAAACAGAAACUAUUGUGACAACAUGUUUCACAAAAAUAAAUACAGCAUAGGAAGAAGUCCACCUAACCUUCUAGGAGGAAGCUACACAGAAAGUCAGUCUUCUUUAUAUCCUUCUGUUUGACUACAUUAUAUAGAACGAAUAUAAGCUUCCAGCUGCAAUGGAACCCUAUAUGUUCAAUGAAACGUCAAAAACAAUAACCAUGAAAAGUUCACAGGACUGAUCUUGAAAAGAAAAUGAAUGUCAUACAUAUACAAAGAAUUUCUAUCCUACAGCCAGUGGCCUAGACCCAAAAAAGGGGCUU
Solanum pennellii is the source of this 3916-nucleotide messenger RNA. RefSeq lists its product as uncharacterized. The transcript has a single exon. The record is from RefSeq and is a predicted model, not a curated record. NCBI's taxonomy places the organism in Eukaryota, Viridiplantae, Streptophyta, Magnoliopsida, Solanales, Solanaceae. Bases 1930 to 2736 code for a protein of 268 amino acids. Gene Ontology annotation, biological process: root development; shoot system development.